CGCCCUUGGUUUAACUCGUUUUUCUCUACGGAAAAUUUCAUCUCGUUUUAAAGCGUUAGUUUGCUUAGCGGCUUUUAUUUUGUUAACAGGAAACGCGUGUGCAUCACUAACUCUAACCUGACGCCUGUCCGCUCGACUCGUGAGUCUUUUCCUUACAAUCAUCCGCGCUCAGGAGUCCGGACGGGAGACAUGGGACUGAUGAUUGUCCGAGGUGGGGGCGCCCCAAACAACUUCACUCGAGGAACGGAGGUCCUCUCAUCACAAAGUUGAGAUCUUUUCAAAAGAGCUACAUGAUAAGAGCUUUUGGGAUACCUUGGGCAAAGUGCCACACCUCGUAGCGCAGCAGCUCCUCCGUGUCUCUCAGCUGGCCAAAUGGGUUGUCGAUGCUGCCGGAUGGUGAAAAGCUACGUGUCUGAGCCCUCCGAGGAGGUGGACGUCAGCAAAAUUGACGCCCUCUACCGGACGCACAACCUCUCCGCCGGGGAACACUCGCAAAGAGAGGACAAGGAGGGCUUCCACAACCUAGCUUACAGCAUUUCUGGCGAUAGUAGCCUCAGACUGGAGGUGGACAACAAUCACGUCAAUUACAAAAUGCACCUUCCUCCGCCCGUCCACCAGCCGCACCAGUGGGCGAGCGCGCCCCCGGUAGAAGACGGACUCUACAUAAUCCAACCGGACGUUCUGGGGCCGCAAUGGGUCAUGCAUGACAAACGGCACAGCCAGGUGCCGGUGUACCCCACAUCGGAGGGCUUCGACCGCCCCGGACUCUGGGAAAGCCCGGUCGACGUGACUGCGAACGACAACCUGUCGGCGGACGAGGUGGACGAAGGCGUAGGGGGGACGCCGGAGUACCCGUGCGACACCGGGGACGAGGAGAGCGUCUUGUCGGCGGACAUCCGGACCAGCACCGCCAGCUUGUGGUCGGCCGACACUACUGAUGAGCGCGGAUCCAAGGGGGCCGACGUGUCCACGGUAGAGAGCGGCAUCGGGGUUACCAAGAGCGAGGACGAGGAGGACGAGCCGAGGAAGGAGGCGGACGAGGUCGGGAGCGUCACAGACUCCAUGGUGGCCGAGGCCCUCAACGCCCUGGAGGCCGCCACAGCCGGAGAGGAUGAGGAAUGACAAACUGUUUACAAGGGCUCGCAGUCAGAGACAUCUACAAAUGGAGAGAGUCUGGCACUGUUCCUUCUCUCCCAAGGAGUGGCCGUUCACCAAAGAUGAGGCCAAGACUUCAGCGCAGAAUACUCAGAGAGGUAAAAAAAGAACCCUAGAGUGUCUGCUAAAGACUUACAGAAAUCGCUGGCACAGUCCAAUAUCUCUGUGCACACAUCAACUAUAUGUAAAACUAUGCCAAGAAUGGUGUUCAUGGGAGGACUCCACGGAAGAAGCCACUGCUGUCAAAAAAAAAAAACAUUCGUGCUCGUUUAAUGUUCGCAAAAAUGCA
Corythoichthys intestinalis (scribbled pipefish) is the source of this 1444-nucleotide messenger RNA. RefSeq lists its product as uncharacterized. The transcript has 4 exons. Lineage: Eukaryota; Metazoa; Chordata; Actinopteri; Syngnathiformes; Syngnathidae. The record is from RefSeq and is a predicted model, not a curated record. Bases 373 to 1122 code for a protein of 249 amino acids.